Drosophila albomicans is the source of this 1420-nucleotide messenger RNA. Its product is annotated as putative N(4)-(beta-N-acetylglucosaminyl)-L-asparaginase GA14866. The transcript has 2 exons. The coding region runs from base 20 to 1225 and encodes 401 amino acids. Gene Ontology annotation, biological process: protein deglycosylation. The record is from RefSeq and is a predicted model, not a curated record. Lineage: Eukaryota; Metazoa; Arthropoda; Insecta; Diptera; Drosophilidae. Gene Ontology annotation, molecular function: N4-(beta-N-acetylglucosaminyl)-L-asparaginase activity. Gene Ontology annotation, cellular component: lysosome.
CAAAGAAGGUAGAUUUAAAAUGCUACGCCUUUUUAUCGGACUGCUCUGCUGGGCAGCAAUCACAACAGUAGCUUCCUCAUCCUACUCUGGCCGGGGAUUUACCUAUAGAAGAAGCUUUAACUCAACAGCAAGUCCCGCCCACAAAUGGGGAUUCAGCAGCAAUCCAACUUAUGUUGUGCUUGCGACAACAAAACCCAGCAGAAGGAGUCAAUUGCUGCCCAUGGUGAUAAACACCUGGAACUUCACGGAUGCCAAUGCCUUUGCCUGGCGCAUUCUGCAGCAAUCAGAGGGCGGAUUGGGACAGACGCGCAAUGCUGUUGUCGAAGGCUGCACCAAGUGCGAGCAGCUGCAGUGCGAUGGCACCGUGGGCUAUGGCGGCUCGCCGGAUGAACUGGGCGACACCACGCUGGAUGCCCUUGUCAUGGAUGGCGCCACAAUGAAUGUUGGCGCUGUGGCUGGAUUGCAGGGGAUUAAGGAUGCCAUUCAGGUGGCGCGUCAUGUUCUGGAGCGCACCUCCCAUACGUUGUUGGUGGGCAACUCGGCUUCAGAGUUUGCCAAGUCAAUGGGAUUCCGACCUGAGACAUUGGUCACCCCCGAAUCGAAACUCAUGUGGCAGAAUUGGAAGGCUGGCAAUUGUCAACCAAAUUUCUGGCAUGAUGUGCAUCCAAAUCCCAGGAUUUCGUGUGGUCCCUACGAGCCGCAGGCAACGCCCAUCACCCACUGGAAGGAAGAUCGAGCACGCACCGAAUUUCAAAUGGGUCACAAGAAUCACGACACAAUCGGCAUGAUUGCUAUCGAUGUGCAGCAGCAAAUUCAUGUAGGCACCUCUACCAAUGGGGCUCGCUUCAAAAUACCUGGCCGUGUAGGUGAUUCACCGAUUCCCGGUGCAGGCGGCUAUGCGGACAACGAAGCUGGAGCUGCAGUUGCCACUGGUGAUGGGGACAUUAUGAUGCGUUUUCUGCCCACUUUGCUGGCCGUCGAGGCCAUGCGCAGUGGCAAGACUCCGGGACAGGCGGCGGAGGCAAGCGUACAACGCAUCCUCAAGCGUCACAAAGACUUUUCGGGUGCUGUGAUUGCUGUCAAUCGGCUGGGAGAAUAUGCAGCUGCAUGUUAUGGGAUGUCUGAAUUUCCUUUUAUGGUGAGCAGCCCGCUGCAAGGUACUCAAAUGGAGACAGUUAAGUGUUUGGCACCAUUGGUGGAUGUUACCGUGGUGCCCUUAGCUUAAAUGUGCAAAAUCAUAUUAAAAAAUUCAUUAUUUUUAUGCUUAUUGUUGUGCUAGUCAUUUGUUUGGUUUUCAGUGUUGCACAACGAUUUUGUGUUGUUGCAGGUUUCGCUUUCCCGUGAUGAGGUCGAAAGAAUGUAGCAAAUAUCCGUUUUUAAACAGAUAUUUUGUUUGUAUUUUGAAAACAUCCAAUGUAAU